AUCCAGAGACUAGUGUUGUUGGCACCGGCCCUAUGUCAGAAUAUGAUAUCGCUGGGAAGAAACGGUUCACUGCUCCUUAUGUGACCUAUCUCAAUAAAGAUCCAGCAGCUCCCUGCUCCUUGACAGAGGCCCUGGAGCACUUCCAAGUGGAGAGCCUUGAUGAAAUCAUCCCUAAUGACUUCAGACAGAAAGAUCAGCGUCCCCUGAGAGCCCCUCACAACAUCACUGUUGUGGCAGUUGAAGGCUGUCACUCCUUUGUCAUUGUGGACUGGGCCAAACCUGCUCAAGGAGACAUGGUAACAGGCUACCUGGUUUACAGUGCAUCCUAUGAUGACUUUUUAAAGAAUAAGUGGUCAACCAGGACAGCAGGGUCUACUCAUUUGCCAAUUGAGAACCUGAAGCCCAACACAAGGUAUUAUUUUAAAGUCCAAGCAAAGAAUCCCUUUGGUUAUGGACCCGUUAGCUCUUCAGUCUCAUUUAUCACAGAAUCUGACAAUCCCCUCCUCAUUGUCAGACCACCUGGUGGUGAGCCUAUCUGGAUCCCAUUCACUUUUAAAUAUGACCCGACCUACUCAGACUGCACUGGCAAGCAGUACGUGAAACGAACUUGGUACCGCAAGUUUGUAGGAGUGGUGCUUUGCAACUCCUUAAGGUACAAGAUUUACCUCAGUGAUGAUCUGAAAGACACCUUCUACAGUAUUGGGGAUAGCUGGGGUAGAGGUGAGGACCACUGCCAGUUUGUGGAUUCACACCUGGAUGGAAGAACGGGACCUCAGUCAUACAUUGAAGCCCUGCCCACCAUCCAAGGGUAUUACCGCCAGUACCGCCAGGAGCCAGUAUCAUUUGGACGCAUUGGAUACACAACUCCCUACUACUAUGUGGGCUGGUAUGAGUGUGGCGUGCCCAUCCCAGGGAAAUGGUAGCAGUCUGCUUUCCUGUCUUAGGCCAACCAUGCUUUUCAAAUUAUUUCUACCAGAGGACUGUGAACAACUGAUUUGGAAAAGAAAAAACAAAAAAAGAUAAAUGGGGAAAACCAGCUGCUCAAGAAACCCUCGUGAAGCCAAACAUGGACAUUCUUUACCAGCCUAAAUCUAUGGUGCUGCUUGAUUUCUGCUUGGAAGCAGGGAUAAGAUAUAAGUUGGUGUCCUACCUUCCUCCUCUGUGUCUUUAAGGCACAAAGAGAUGGUUGCAAUGUGUGCAACCUGUGAAAACUAGAACUGUAUUGGCCAUGAAAAUUUGGAAGCUUCUUAUAUCUUGCAGGAA
Acanthisitta chloris (rifleman) is the source of this 1263-nucleotide messenger RNA. RefSeq names its product fibronectin type III domain-containing protein 1-like. The record is from RefSeq and is a predicted model, not a curated record. Gene Ontology annotation, molecular function: protein binding. Lineage: Eukaryota; Metazoa; Chordata; Aves; Passeriformes; Acanthisittidae. The coding region runs from base 33 to 923 and encodes 296 amino acids. The transcript has 8 exons.